CCUCCCAAAAGCCGCCCCCUUCCCAAAGAAAGAACCACACACGAGCAGGCACAACCAACCCGCCGCCGCCGCCGCCGCCUCCUCCUCCGAUCCCCCAAGGAGCCGUCGCGUCCCGGAAGGAGCAGCAGAUCCAUCCAUGGCGGCGCUGGGGUCCAAGCUGGCGCAGCUGCAGGCCAAGGCCUGCGAGGCGACGCGGUUCGCGGCCAGGCACGGCUGCGCCUACCACAAGACCCUCAUGGAGAAGAACAAGCAGUUCGUCGUGCAGCCGCCCACCGUCGAGAAGUGCCAGGAGCUCUCCAAGCAGCUCUUCUACACCCGCAUCGCCAGCAUCCCUGGCCGCUGCGAAGCAUUCUGGAAGGAGGUGGACCAAGUGAAGCAGCUGUGGAGAAACAGGAGCGAUCUGAACGUGGAGCACGCGGGCAUCGCUGCGCUGUUCGGCCUCGAGCUCUACGGAUGGUUCUGCGUCGGUGAGAUCGCCGGCAGGGGUUUCACCUUAACUGGCUACAGCGUCUGAGCGCCCUCCUUCCAUGAGUACCUUUCCGCGGCUGUCGAUUAAGAGCUGAAGACUCUGUUAGCCAAUCAGUUUCUCGUGAUGCGCGUUGCGAAGUUUUGGUUUUUCUGAAAUACUAUUCUUGAUGCUGGUGAAAAGGUACACACGGCUCGGUAAAUUCGACUCGUCGAUGAGGUCUAAUAAUUUGUCGCACACUUAGUUGAAUGAAGCCUGGACAGAUGAGAUGUCUGCAAUGUUUGCCUUGCUUGUAUCCUAAAAUCAGGGCAAAUUACGCCUCCAGAAGAAAUGAUCUCCCCAUUUCAUUGAA
Molecule: messenger RNA, 818 nt
Organism: Hordeum vulgare subsp. vulgare (domesticated barley)
Lineage: Eukaryota; Viridiplantae; Streptophyta; Magnoliopsida; Poales; Poaceae
Exons: 3
Coding region: 137-514 (125 amino acids)
Biological process (GO): proton motive force-driven ATP synthesis
Molecular function (GO): proton transmembrane transporter activity
Source: RefSeq, a predicted model, not a curated record